UUUCGUGAAAAAAAACGAUGUCUUUAGAUUGUUGAUGAAGAGGCGGGGAGGGCGGGGCCAGCAACAGGGUGACGUCAUUGUCACCUGGCUGUAACACACCUGUCUGCUCCUCUUCCCCGCUGAUAUCACCUUUCAGGUCCUCAAAGAGCUGCAACCCACCACUGGGUUCUGGAAAGACCGAACAGAAGAUCCGUGGGAUGCUUUUAUGACACAAACUGGACUGUGAAUACACGGAAGCAGCUGCAGAUCGGGUACGAUGCAGGUGGUUUGAGUGACAGCUAUGGGGUUGAGAAGGUCGUACGUUCUCUCUCUGUCAGUGUCCACGCUUUUUUGCCUCGUCCGCUCUAUCAACGGAGACGGACCGGAGGUACGCGGAACGGUCAGAGGCACGGUAGAGUUGGACUGUCCUUUUCCGCCCUCGGACUCUGCCGAGGCGUCCCCGGAGUCCCCCCGUGUGCUGGAAUGGGUGCGGCGAGGACUCCACAUCCCUGUGCUGAUCCAAUUUGGAUCCUACGCCCCUCGUGUCCAUCCACAAUAUGAAGGGCGGGUGUCUCUGGUGGGCAUCACCACGCUGAGGCUGGAGGGCCUGAAGUUGGAGGACCAGGGCCUGUAUGAGUGCAGGAGCCUCGUGUUGGAUAAACCCACAGAGGAGCUGGGGAAUGGCACCGGGAUCAUACUUUCUGUGAUUGCGCCCCCUACCUUUACCAGAAGCCCACCUCCUGUGCUGGAGGGUCUGGUGGGCAGUCCUCUCUCUCUCGCGUGUGCUGCGGUCGGAAACCCACUUCCUGUCAUCACCUGGCUCAAGGAUGGGCGUGUGCUUCAAGGAGGGAGCGGUCAGGAGCAGGUCUUAUCCAUGCCAGCUGCGAGCGCCCAGUCAGCAGGACGGUACGUCUGCCACGCUUCCAACUCGGAGGGCAACACGACUCUCGAGACACAAGUGAAGAUAAAAGGUCCGCCCGUCAUCACCGUGGCCCCCAAGAACACCUCUCUCAACGUAUCCCAGGAUGCACUUCUUCUCUGCCGGGCGGCGGCCGACCCCUCCAACAUGACCUUCGUGUGGCUGAAGGGAGGAGAGAACGUCUACCACGUCGAGUCUCUAAAGUCGCGUGUGAAGAUCAUGGUGGAUGGAACUCUCCUCAUCUCCUCGCUCACCCCAGAGGAUUCUGGGAACUAUACCUGCGCUCCAACCAACGGGCUGCUAGUGCCUCCCACCGCCUCUGCCGUCCUUACAGUCAUGCAUCCAGCACAAGUUCUUGGCAUGCCAGAGGAAACUUAUCUUCCUGCGGGCAUGAGCGGCAUGGUCAACUGUUCCUCAGUAGCCCAGCCUCCUUUGCUGCGUGUGCUGUGGACCAAGGAUGGAGAACCACUGGAUCUCUCCUCGUAUCCAGGAUGGACCGUGACCCCAGAAGGCACUUUGCUUAUGGCAACAGUCAACGAUGAUGCAGUGGGCGUGUACACCUGCACCCCUUACAACAGCUACAACACCAUGGGACCAUCUGGACCAACUCAAGUCAUUUUGCAGGACCCUCCGUCAUUCAGCAUCGCUCCGGAGAAGAAGUACCAACAAAAGGUGGGACGGACCCUGCUCAUCCCGUGUCAAGGAAACAACAAUACCACAGUCAAAGUGGUCUGGACCAAGGUUGACCUGGCUCGUCGCAUAUCGUAUUCCAUCAGACCCGACGGCUCAUUGCUGCUGCGGCCCCUCGCCAAGGACCAUCACGGAAAGUGGGAGUGUGCUCUUUCUAACCGUGUCGCCUCGGUAAAAGCCUACACUCAAAUCUCAGUUUUGGGAACCAGCCCCCAUGCGGCGACGUCGCUGUCCAUAUCUCCAGGGGUGAAGCAGGCCAAUAUAUCCUGGGAGGCGGGCUUUGAUGGAGGUUCGGCGCAGACAUUUUCAGUUUGGGUGAAAAAUAUGUCAGCGCGUAAUAGCGAAGGCAAGCAGGAGUGGUUCUCCGUGCCCGUGCCCCCCCGCUCGGGCCACGCCCUGCUGGUGAGCGGCCUGUCGCCCGCCACGGACUUCCAGUUCAGCGUGCUGUCCCACAACAAGGUGGGCACCGGACCUUUUAGCGAAAUUGCCACCGCUCGGACUUUAGACGCUACACCUCCGAGAGGUCAGACCGUGUUGCUGUCAGCUUAUCAAGGCUCGGCAGGUAUUGUUCUGCAGUGGUCCCUCGCGGAAGCCCAGAACCCGCCCGUCUCAGGGUUUGUUCUCCAGUCCCGCACCAAGCAAGGAGACUGGCUCGAUCUGGACCAGGACAUUAGUGCCAACACGAGCCAGAUAGUCGUUCCGAGUCUGCAUAAGGACUGCGUAUAUGAGCUGCGGCUGCUAACUCGUCGCGGCGAGCUGCUGAGCGAGCCCAGUCCAUCAGUCAAUGUCUCCACGGCGGGUAUGGAGAUGUACCCUUUGACGUCCAGACUGCUGGAGUCUCCUGAACCCUUAUUGGCCGGCAUUCUUGGUGGGGUCGGUUUCAUGUGUUUGGCGCUGGUUUUACUGUUGGGGUCCGCCUGCCUCAUCAGCCACAGAAGGAAUCUACGCCGCCGGAAAAAGAACGAGCCCCCACCUGCCAUCUAUAAGUGCCCCCCAUCAAUAAAGAUGCCAAGCUCCAGCAGUCCAGACAGUGUGUUGAAGAAAAGCCUACUUCCAGCCAGUGUCCCCCGCCCCACCACUUCCUCUACUAUUUCUUCCUUCUCUAUGCAGGCAGAUUCCUCCUUCUUCAACAAUGAGAUUCGCAAUAACAAGCAGCAGUUGUAUUCAAACCACACAAGGAGCCUGGAUCGUUUCAAAUGUUCUAAAUCGUCCCGUCCAGUCACUCCUUCGGUUGAGAUGAUCUCAAGAGGUCCGGACGGGCGCUUUGUCAUGCUUCCGUUCGACACAGACAGCAAGAAAAGUCUGAACUAUAACACACCUGGAUCAUUGUCCUUAGAGCAGCGAGACCGUCCAAAUCCGCCGUUUGUUCUUUCAGUGGAUCUCCCACCUUGCAAACGAGCUGAAACCAACACAAAGCAAACCUCUGAUGUCGUUGAUCACAAAGGACUAUAUAAUGGCUUUGCUGACCUCAACAGCAUGUGCUCAAACAGUAGUUUGGCCAGUGUUUUUCACAAAAGAGCGCUAUCGCCAACAUUCCCGGUCCUGCCACAUAUCCGUUCAGGCCUCUGCCAGCCUUCAACAACAGCCAGCGCUCUGGUUCUCCAGAUGGAACACGAGCGAGAGAAGGGAAACCUCAGUCGUUGCUUGCAAUUGGCUCAGGAGAGGGAGGAGCUGGCGAGGGAACUGGAGAAAUACUCGCUGUACAGAGGCUCUUAUGGCGAAACGGACAUAGGGCAGCCGGAGUCAGAGAAGGGAGAUAAUGAUGGUUAUGAGUCUGUUCGGGAAUUUAAGAGCAGCACCUUGCCAUGCAGACACCGUCCAAGAUACAGAGAGAGUUUUGCAAGUUCUUGCUUGUCGUCGUCUGUUCACGGGACGUCUUUCAGUCCUUCCGUUCCUGCAAAUCCAUUUUAUUUAAAUCGUGGCAACCAACAUCCUACUCUUGCCUCAACCGGACAGAUCCCACUCGUAUGUGAGGGAGCAGACCAUUCUUUCAAAGGCGGAUUACCUCCUCCACAUCUCUCUGCAACACAGAGCCAUGAAAGAGUACAGGAAUUACCAGAGGGCUAUGAUAAUUUCCUUGCGUCCUCCUCCUUAGAAAUGCAGACAAAUGUACCUUCUUCUGAGGCGUGGAGACUGAACAGAGAAGAGGAGGAAGAAUUCCCCAGGCCAACCAAGCGGGAUGUAGGUAUUGAGAUGAGUGUGGACGAGCCAGAGUUCAACGACGCGACCGAGCCUGCACGAGCCAAGCUGCACCUCAGAAUCGGCUCAUCUCUGCCUCGCAGAGGUCGGUUUGAAGAAAUGGGGAGGAGCACGAGUUUCCAUUACUGCGAUAAAUCCUCAAAGCCCGAGCUACGUAGAGUUGUAAGCCAAGGUUCCAAACUUUGGGACUCCAAGCAACAAAGUUUACACUCCACAAGACAACAAGAAACAAAUUUCCUAACCCCUGAUGCGUGGAUAGAAUCUCUAAGCCAAGAAAAACUCUCAGUUACCCACCCUCGUCAUCCAGAACCUUUAUCCACAGACCACCAAAGCUCAUAUACCAGCAAAUAUUCCACAAACAUCCAAAGUACCUAUCACUCACCCCCCAGGAGGAGUUCACUGAGGCCUGUACAGAAUCCCAUCUUUCUAGACGACCACAAGACAAGAAGAAAAGCCUCUGUCUACCAGGAAGCCAUGCAAAAGGCAAUGGGUUACUUAGAAGGCACCAAGGAAUCGUCCAGCUGUUUCGAGCCAGACAAUAACCCAGAAACCCAGGAGUUGGAGGCAGACGUCUACGAGGGCGUUCCUGAGGGCGAGAGCAGCUACAGUAGUUUUGCAAGCAGCGGCCGAGGGAGCAUGGAGCCCGCUAAUGGACGCUCGUCGCUGUGUCGUUUGUCAACAAACCUCCCCAGCUCAACUGAAACUGCGCAGGAAGACGGUCAGGCGGGGGCAGUCGACAAAUACAGUCUCCAAAUGGAACAUCGCCAAAGCAGAAAGGCCUCGGUUGAUGAGAACUACGAAUGGGACGAAGCAGAAAUCUGCUCACAACCAGCAGACAAUGAUGGCCUUCUCCCUCCGUUGAGCGAAGCGCUUCGUCGCCAUCCCCGCACGCAGUUCUCAGCCACCACGCUGGGAAACUUCCGUCAGAACUCUUUCCUCCCGGGGCAUCCAAGCAACCGCCCGGCCGAGCCGGAACCCGACACUGUGCUUUUCUGACGGCGUGUUCCCGCGGCCGCUCGCUCACGGACUUGCAGCAAACACGUGAGCUUUUCACCUUUUUUUUUUUUCUCAUGACUAAAUUGGACUUUGCAUGUUUUUCCUUCAUGUUGAGUAAAUACCGCUCUGGCAGUCUGUGGAGAGAAAUAAAACUAUUCUAUUGUC
Molecule: messenger RNA, 4948 nt
Organism: Nerophis ophidion (straightnose pipefish)
Lineage: Eukaryota; Metazoa; Chordata; Actinopteri; Syngnathiformes; Syngnathidae
Product: protein turtle homolog A-like
Exons: 21
Coding region: 281-4783 (1500 amino acids)
Biological process (GO): cell-cell adhesion
Molecular function (GO): protein binding
Source: RefSeq, a predicted model, not a curated record